Molecule: messenger RNA, 1797 nt
Organism: Scedosporium apiospermum
Lineage: Eukaryota; Fungi; Ascomycota; Sordariomycetes; Microascales; Microascaceae
Exons: 4
Coding region: 1-1797 (598 amino acids)
Biological process (GO): regulation of DNA-templated transcription; DNA-templated transcription
Cellular component (GO): nucleus
Molecular function (GO): DNA-binding transcription factor activity, RNA polymerase II-specific; zinc ion binding; DNA binding
Source: RefSeq, a predicted model, not a curated record
AUGAUUCCCUUGGACUCCACUUCUUCUUGGCUCCUCCCAUGCGCCCCCGGCGCCUUUCUACCUUGCUAUAUAUCAACAAAUGACGUUCUCUUCUCCGGCACUCAAGGCGCCAACUUUUCCUCUCAACCGCCCACCCCGUCUAGAGAGUUUAGCAACAUGCAGUCGCAGGCUUCUUCACCGGGCUCAUCCGCCGGUGCUCCUCCACAAACUCGGGCCAGUCGCGCCUGUGAAAAAUGUACGCGCGCGAAGAAGAAGUGCGACAAGGGCGUUCCCUCGUGUUCGCGAUGUACAAGGCUCGUUACGAAAUGCAUCUAUGACUACACGUUGAUACCGCCAACGCUGAGCAUUGCUGGCGACCAGCCCUUGGUCAACCUAUACGUCUCCGGGUCCAGCACCGAUCUUUCUCGCUUCAACCUCCUCGACCCCUCAAGCCGAGUCACGGCAGAACAGAUCCAUGUCCUCCUGGCCUCCCAUGGCGUGGGUUGGCGUGACAUCGUGACCGACUACUUUCAGACGAUGCACAAGUGGUUUGCCGUUGUCCAGACCGAGUGCUUCGAUGCGAAGCUCGACGCCCACUCUUCCUCAAUCUUCCAGGACCCUCCCGUGGUCCCGAACGUGGCCGGCUCGCCCUCGGGAUCGACCCGCGGUGCGGACAAGGCUGAUCCCGCCGAACUAGCAACCGUCUUUGCCUGCAUGUACUUGUGCGCGCAGUGGGCCGAGAGCACGGCUAACACACCUAACCCCACCGGCGCUUCGAAUUCGAUGUCAACCAAGGAUUUGUACGUUUCGAUCAAGAGAGCCUUCUCGCUACUCAAGGCGACGGCGAGACCGAGUGUCGAGCUCGUCCAGUGCGGGUUGUUGCUCGCAAUAUACGAACAUGGCGAGGGCGAAGUGCUCAGGGCGUACUCGACUUUUUCCGAGGCAGUAGCCAUGUCGAGUACACUGGGUGUGCGGCCUGGUGAGUACGAACAGAUUGCGGAUGAUUUGCCGGUGAGCCCUGCCGACGAGCAGUUGAGGGUGCUCUACUGGGCGCUUUUUAUCUGGGACAAAGUCUGUCACCUUGAUCGUGCCAUCAUGCCUCUUCCGAUAUUCCUUCCCGAGCCUUCUCCAUCGGCUCUGCUUCCCCUCGACAACUAUGUCUCAGGCAACAUUCUCAACCCUGAGCAGGUCCACCGCAUCCCCAUGCGUGCUCCUCUCUCGGCUCCAGUAUCCACGACACCUCUCGGCGACUUCCAGCGCUCAUGCCAGGCUGCCGCUCUCUUGUCUCGCGCACUCGAUUGGAGGGCGUCGUGUGAAGGCUCAAGGGACGAGACCCCGGUGCCCGAGGUGUUUAGUGCUCUCGACAUGGAGGCGAGGGAGAUGGCUGAGGUUAUGAUCAUACAAGAGUGCAGGACACCUUGUGGGGAUGCCACGGCCAUGUGCUUGUCACUACUUAUCCUUCUCUCGUCGACCAUACUAGAGUCGUCAGAUAUCGUCCUCACGGCACCGGAUAUAACCUUGAAGGCUCUAUCGACGCUCAACUUUUCCAUUCGUCUCGUGCUCGACGCAUACUCGAGCCUAGCUCACGGCUGCGCCACUCCCCUGCUGCACCCCGCCGGCGCGGCGCAGCAACUCCACGCGCAGUCAUCGAAGCUCCCGACGUUGAGAUUGCCUCUACCUUCGGCCGCCCAUGCAGUGCAUUCGGCGGCCCUUGCCUCGGAAGCCUUUACCCCCGUUGGCGAGGGCGAAGUGGCCACCUUGAGGAACAUGCUGGCCUCUUUGGGACAAAGGUGGGGCAUUGCCCGGCGGAUGAGAUAG